This is a messenger RNA of Labrus bergylta (ballan wrasse), 2210 nucleotides long. Its product is annotated as zinc finger protein 436. The record is from RefSeq and is a predicted model, not a curated record. Gene Ontology annotation, biological process: regulation of DNA-templated transcription. Gene Ontology annotation, molecular function: DNA-binding transcription factor activity, RNA polymerase II-specific; RNA polymerase II cis-regulatory region sequence-specific DNA binding. NCBI's taxonomy places the organism in Eukaryota, Metazoa, Chordata, Actinopteri, Labriformes, Labridae.
UGCAGCCCAACAGUGAUAGAAAGAGAAGCGGACAGCCUCCUGCAGGAAAACCAUUCUGCAGACAUCCCCUCCGUUGUUAUCUGGCUCUGUAUGAUGUUUUCACUGCGCUUCAAGAUGAAUACCUUUAAGUAGUGCGCAUUUAUCUUAGAAAGAAUGAACACGAUGACCCGAUGUCUCCCAGGAUGAAAAGCCCACCCCCCUCCCUCGGGUAAGCAGACAUGUUGGAUAAAAGCAGUGAUGAAGGACAACAGGCUGUGCAGUGCUCAGACUGCGGCUGCAGUUUCAGCCAGACACAGCCUGACUCUGACUCUGAUUCAAAGGUAGCCACUGCUAAACAGCAGCCUGUGCACAAAGCAGACAGCCCUUCAAAAUGUCAAGCCUGUCAGGAAGGAAGCAGCCUCCCCAAUGGUCGACGCCCACACCGGCGCAUGCGCCUGGAUCCUCACAGCUGCAGCGUCUGCUCCAAAACGUUCAUAUCGUCUGCCCAUCUGACCCUUCACCUUUCCUCCCACAACAAAGAGAGGAAGUUCAGAUGCAGCACCUGCGGGAAGUACUUCCACCAGUCGUCCCACCUGAUGGCACACAAGUUAAUCCACAGCGGGGACCGGCCGUUUAAGUGCCCGGAGUGUGGCAAGACCUUCGGCCGUGCCUCACACCUGAAGACCCACCGCCGGCUCCACACCGGCGAGAAGCCCUUCAAGUGCACCUACUGUGACAAGUCGUUCACACAGAAGGCCGGGCUCCUCGCACAUGUGCGUCUGCACACAGGAGAGCGGCCGUACAAGUGUGAGCAGUGUGGUGAGGGGUUUCGGCAUCUGUCUGCCCUGCUCACUCACAAGGCACAAGAGUCGUCUGGGCAGGCCAAACCAGCUCCAGCUCCAGCGACCACUCAGCCCCAGCAGACACAAAGUAGCUCAGAGGAUCUGAAGUGUGGUGUCUGUUGCCGCACCUUCGUACGAUCAUCAUACAUAAGGCUGCACAUUCGCCUCAAAAAAGGACAAAGGCCUUAUCAUUGCAAAGUGUGCAACAAAACCUUCGUCAAGCUGGACACCUUUGUGAACCACUGUGAUAAACACUUGAGGCAGAAACGGGAUAAAAACAAAGUCAAAGACAGAGUUGUUAAACCUCCUCUGUUUGUGCCGCUCUCCAGGCCUUCUUCUCCAGAGUCCUCACCCCCUCAGCCUCUGUCCUCAGAGGUCAACACGCGCUCCAGAGCUAAAGCCAAGAUUAAAACAGAGCCUUGAACAAGAGGAGGGAAAGUCAUGUUCUGUCAUGUUUAAUGCUUUUAAAAAAGAAUGGUUCAACUGUUGCUGGUAAACAGAUGAAAGUCACAUUUACAAAUUCUAACAGAAAGGGACAAAAAGCUAAUUUGUAGUUAAAUUAUUCUGAAAAAAGUUGUAGUUUUAAUCUAAGAAUUGUAUCACAAAUGAUUAUUUAUCUUUGCAAGCACUGAAAUGGUGUAUUUAAUGUACAUUGAACCUCACACGGCUAAUUAAGAGAAACAUCUCUAUCGUGUGGAUUGUUAAAUUUCAAUAUAGAAAAAAAAAGUAUUAUAAUGAAGGGUUUUAUGUUGUUUCCUUACUUCCAAGUCUUUUGACAUUUAAAGCACGUGUACAAACUGUAAAUACAAUGCAUAUUGUCCAACAAAAAAAUGCACAGACUAAAAUGAACAUAAAAGCUUAAUGUGGGGGAUAUUUAUUUUGUUGCACUUAGAGACAAAUAUCUGUUAACAACAUGCUGUUGUAUGAACAUUUCUGUAAUGCCCUCCUAGCCCAGUUAGCAUUUGAGUCAAAGUUACAAUAAUUCUCCCAAAAUAACUUUUAUCUCUUAACUUCUGUGUUCAUCUCCUUUGUAACAUUGCUCGUGGUAUGCUGAAUCACCUGGGGUUGUAAUGUAAAGGCUUUAACUCUGUAAGUCUACAUGUGCUGCCAGAUGAGCCGUUACUGGACUGUCGCUUCGACUGAAACACGACGGUCACACUGUUUCCCAGAUCAGCAGCAGCUCGCAGCUGAUGCCUCACUGACCCAGAGCUGAAAUGCAUUUCUGCAGCUCCACAUGCAGAUGGAGCAUCUGUCACCUCCACAUAGUAAAACUCUUUGUACCGGCCUAUGGACAGAGAGAAAAAAAAAAAAAAGACAGUAAGGGCUGAGAGGUGAAUUCAGGACUAUUUAAGGGUCACAUGUGUAAAGCAGAGUCACACUGCAAAAGAA